This is a messenger RNA of Ylistrum balloti, 1080 nucleotides long. RefSeq lists its product as uncharacterized. The transcript has 6 exons. Gene Ontology annotation, molecular function: catalytic activity. The record is from RefSeq and is a predicted model, not a curated record. The coding region runs from base 1 to 1080 and encodes 359 amino acids. NCBI's taxonomy places the organism in Eukaryota, Metazoa, Mollusca, Bivalvia, Pectinida, Pectinidae.
AUGACAUUUGUAUGGCUGUUGUGUUUGACAUCGCUGUGUAUGACUUUACAUCUGGGCACAUCCUCAGCAAUUAAAAUACAGACUUACAAUGCUGGCUUACUUAGCCAAAUAGACAACUAUGAUGACCGGAAACCAAACAUCAUCCGGGCACUGCAAUCCGCAGAUUAUGACGUCAUGUGUCUUCAAGAGGUGUGGUUCGGAGAUGAUGUAGGUAUGCUGAAGAGGGAGUUGGACAGAAGCGUUUAUAUCUACACACCGCCUUUGUACCAGGAGAAGAUGUUUUGGGGAACAAUAAACGCUCCCCCUUGUCACAACGCACCACUGACAGUAGCCUGUUCAGUGUUUAACUGUGCAGAUCUGGUCAACAACAUCCCUGCGUUCGUAAACUGUAGUGUUGAUUGUGGACUUAUGUCAGAGAGUCAGGAAUGCAUUUCUUGUCUAGCUUUUACUGGUUUAGAUAUGAUGUUACGCUGCUUUAACUACUACAGGAGAGAAUCAAUCAAUGCCCCUGGUGUGGUUCUUUUGAGUAAGAGGAAGGUGACAUCCGCCAAAACGGUGUUCUUUGAACCCAACGUGAAACAGAUCAUCAAACGGGCGUAUAUCGAGGCAGAAAUUGAAGAUGUGGGGACGGUCUUUUGCAGCCAUUCUACUUCCAAUGCAAACACGAAGUACUAUGAACCCAACCUCCGUGACGUGUACAAAAGUUGGAGAGAACAAAAUCUCGCUGACUCUCGUAAACUAACGGAGGCAGCAAGUAUGUUUGACAAACCCCUCAUCAUUGGGGAUCUUAAUACCAGUCCCGACGUACCUGCGUACAACGUCACCGCCGACCUCGAAGAUUCCUACAAUCAUUUCCUGUCCGAGGGUUUUGUGUCGCCGUACGUUACCAUGGUGGGAAAAUGUACUUUUUGUCUUCAAAAUCCUCUUGUUAUUGACUGGAAUUACAAUAACGUACUAGAUCACGUGAUGGUACGAAAUCACACCGUUCUCAGUGCCAAGAGAUUCUAUGACCAGAACACUCCGGGCCAGGAUAUCCCGAUGUCGGAUCACUAUGGAGUGGAGGUCGAAAUUGAAAACUGA